CCUCCUCCCUCCCUCUGUAAGACAUCCCGGCCCGGCCCGGCCGCCGCGGCCACCUUCCCCGCCGGAGCUGCAGAUGUGGCGGAGCGGCCGGGAGCCGGGCGGCCGUGCCAGGGGAGCCUGCGCCCUGUGAGCCUCACGCCCCGGCCCCCGCCCGCCCCGGCCCCUCCCCCGCUCACUCCCUGCAGCCCCCAGACCGCCGGAGCCCGCAGUUGGGAGCCCGACCGCCCCCCGCCGCCGAGGUUCUUGCCUGAACACCAGCUUGGGAUCUCCCCACUAGCUGCUGCCACCUCCACCCCCAGCCCAUCACUAUGCACUCCUUGGACGAGCCGCUUGACCUGAAGCUGAGCAUCACCAAGCUCCGGGCGGCGAGAGAAAAGCGGGAGAGGACACUGAAUGUGGUCCAGCACCGAGCUCUACACCGGGAGCUUGGCUUGGUGGACAGUAGUCCCACCCAAUGCUCCCCAAGCUCCCCACCCUCAGGCUUCCUGCUGAACCCCAAGUUCCCUGAGAAGGUGGAGGGACGCUUUUCAGCAGCCCCUCUGGUAGACCUCAGCUUGUCACCGUCAUCAGGGCUAGACUCCCCCAAUGGCAGCAGCUCGCUGUCCCCUGAGCGCCAGAGCAACGGCGACCUGUCCACAGUCCACACCACUCCGGAUUUCCGGCCACUGCGCUAUCUGGACAACGUCCCCAGCUCCUUCCAGUUUUUCCUGCCUCUGGGUUCUGGAGGUGCCCUGCACCUGCCUGCUUCCUCUUUCCUCACCACUCCCAAGGACAAGUGCCUCUCACCAGAGCUACCCCUGCCAAAGCAGUUGGUUUGUCGCUGGGCCAAGUGUAACCAGCUCUUCGAGCUCCUGCAAGAUUUGGUGGAUCACGUCAAUGACUACCACGUCAAGCCGGAGAAGGAUGCAGGGUACUGUUGCCACUGGGAGGGCUGCGCCCGUCACGGCCGAGGUUUCAACGCCAGCAGGUACAAGAUGCUCAUCCACAUCCGCACACAUACCAACGAGAAGCCGCACCGCUGUCCUACCUGUAGCAAGAGCUUCUCCCGCCUAGAGAACCUGAAGAUCCACAACAGGUCACACACAGGUGAGAAGCCCUAUGUCUGUCCGUAUGAGGGCUGCAACAAGCGCUACUCCAACUCAAGUGACCGUUUCAAGCACACUCGAACCCACUACGUGGACAAGCCCUACUACUGCAAGAUGCCCGGCUGCCACAAGCGCUACACGGACCCCAGCUCACUGCGCAAGCACAUCAAGGCCCAUGGCCACUUUGUGUCCCAUGAGCAGCAGGAACUCCUGCAACUGCGCCCUCCCCCCAAACCACCACUGCCUGCCCCCGAUGGCAGCCCCUAUGUCAGUGGGGCCCAGAUCAUCAUCCCCAACCCGGCUGCCCUUUUUGGAGGCCCCAGCCUACCUGGCUUGCCACUGCCCCUGGCCCCUGGCCCCCUUGACCUCAGUGCCCUGGCCUGUGGCAAUGGUGGGGGCAGUGGGAGUGGGGCAGGCAUGAGCCCUGGGCUGCCAGGCCCUGUCCUGCCCCUCAAUCUGGCCAAGAACCCACUGCUACCCUCACCCUUUGGUGCUGGUGGACUGGGCCUGCCUGUAGUCUCCCUCCUGGCUGGCUCCAUGGGUAGCAAGGCUGAUGGGGAGAAGGGGUGUGGGGCAGUGCCGGCCAGGGCCUUGGGCUUGGAGGGCCGCAAGACCCCUCUGGAGAGGACUGAGAGUAGUCGUUCCCGGCCCAGCCCUGAAGGACUCUCCCUGCUGCCAGGUACUGUGCUGGACCUGUCCACAGGUGUCAGUUCGGUGGCCAGCAGCCCAGAGGCACUGGCUCCUGGCUGGGUGGUCAUCCCACCGGGCUCUGUGCUGCUCAAACCAGCCGUGGUGAACUGAACCUAACCCAGGGACAGCUACCCGAAGCUCCUGGGCCUGCCCCGACGAACAGAAACUCUUCUGCGAAAUAGCAAUAAUGUCCUCCUGCUCCCAAUGCCUGGUUGGCUGUGUUCCCCUGGCAGCCCCAGCCCCAGACAAGCUGGGCAGCAAGGAUGGUGCUAGGUCAUUGCUGGUGUCCUAGGCUCCCAGGGGAGGAACUGCCUGCAGGCUGGAGACACCUGAGCUCUUGCUGAGGCCUUGCUCACCUCUGGCCCUCAGUCUUCCUGCCCUGCCCUCUGCCCUGCCCUCUGCCCUGGUGCCUCUCUCACCUAGUGGCCAACCUGGGCAGGUCACCCUCCCUCCCUGCCUUGUCUACUUGUCAGCCACAUCCCAGCAAUGGGAGCAGGUGGGGUGGCAUCUGCCUCUUUGCUGGCUCAGUGCUCCUGCACUCCUUCAUGUGGUGAGCUAUGACAAGGAGCCUGGGAUUAAGGCCUACCCCACCUGCCUAGCCUCACCAGGCCCCUGCUCUGGGGGCUCCUUGGACCCCUUUCCCUCUGGCCCACCUUCCAGAGGGAGAGCAAGACAGAUGAAGAAAGGCCCCUGCAAAGCCACAGGAAGACCCACCAUAUCCUUAUGACAAGGUGCCUCCUACUCAGAGAGGGAGGCCUGCUCUGCCCACUGCCCCUCAGCACCCACCUACCCAUGUGACGCAGCCAGCACUGCCUAAGGGUCAGCCCCUUCUCUGGGUUGGACAAUGCUCUCCAAGGUGAGGGGAUAGCUGACCACUCAGCUGCCCCUUUCCCACUGGUCUCCCUCUACCUUUCGGGGAGCUAUGAAGUAUGGGAAAGGGAGGUGCCAGGACCUUGGGCCCACCUGGCUCAGGGAACAGGUGAGGUGGGCCUGGCCUGGGGCAGUGUCCCCCCACCCUGCACUAGGGGCUGUAGAAGCCAGCAGUCUGGUAGGAGGUGGGAAGCUGGCUGGGGACAACCCCAGGUUGGGACGAAACUCAUUCUAAGGCUGCCAAGUCACGGCCGAAACACAGGUGAGAGAGAGCUAUAGGCCAGUGCUCACCAGAGGCAAUGGGCUGAGGCCCUGGGCUUGGGUGAUGGUGAAGCAGUCAAGAACAGCCAUGGGAGGUCCAGCUUCUCCACCUGGGUGGGGGAAGUUGGUAGAAGGAGCCCAGACUUGUGACAUGCUGUUUCCUCUGGCUUUUUUCAGCAGAGCCCCUUGUCCUAGAGAGGCUUUUAUUUUUACUCCCAGGGUCCAGAAUAAGCCAAGGAGGCUGAUUGACUAUUUACCUAUUUACUGCCCAACCCUGUGGAGUGGUCUUUCCCACCAGGUCCUGGGGAUACAGUAUGUGCGCCCCACCUCCACCCCUGAGCCCUUGCUGUGCCCUGAGAGGUAGCCUGGUGCAGUCUGGGAGGCACUGGCCCAGCCAUCAGGAGCUGUGGCUCCUAGGCCUGCCCUGUCCUUGGCCUCAAUGAGCCAGCCUUCCCUUUCCCUGGCAGAACAACUGAGCUGCAGGACAGUAGAGUCCUUAGCAGCCCUGCAUUUCCAGAUUCCCCCUGCUGUUCCUCUGAACAGCUCUGUUGACCCCUGCCCUUUCCUGGACUGCCCUUCUAUCCCAGAGGGGUCACCCUGACAUAGCCUGCCCUAACAGGGCCCGGCAGUGCUGGCUCUGCCUCUUGAAGGGGCUGUGAGCGAAGCAGGAGGGAGCUGGUCUCCUUUCUUCGGGCCCUAUCCAGGACCCAGGCCUUUAAGUCCCCCACUGUGGGGAAAGGGGUUUGAGAUUCAAGCCCAAGGAGCAGAGGAACAGGGCACUGGAAGGUGACAUUAGCUCAGCAUGUGACUCAGUGAUAGACCAGGCUCAAGAGGGCUGGUGUACGUGUUGUUGUUGUUGGUUUCUUGUUGCACAUUCCAGGAUAUCAGUAUUUUAACAGGUUCUAAAGUGCCUUUCUAUCAUAGCAUAUGUUUUUCCUCCUUUUGGCUCCACUGCUGUUAGCAUAGAGUUAAAAAAAAAAAAAAGAGAUAAGCUAAUGACUAUAACAAUAUAUUCCUCCAUGUGAGAGGAAGUUUAUAAAGAAACAAUAAAAGUGAGUUGCAAAGAUGG
This is a messenger RNA of Phyllostomus discolor (pale spear-nosed bat), 3975 nucleotides long. It is a transcript of the gene GLIS2, whose product is annotated as GLIS family zinc finger 2. NCBI's taxonomy places the organism in Eukaryota, Metazoa, Chordata, Mammalia, Chiroptera, Phyllostomidae. Gene Ontology annotation, biological process: smoothened signaling pathway; regulation of transcription by RNA polymerase II. Bases 309 to 1886 code for a protein of 525 amino acids. Gene Ontology annotation, molecular function: RNA polymerase II cis-regulatory region sequence-specific DNA binding; DNA-binding transcription factor activity, RNA polymerase II-specific. The transcript has 7 exons. Gene Ontology annotation, cellular component: nucleus. The record is from RefSeq and is a predicted model, not a curated record.